Exaiptasia diaphana is the source of this 1611-nucleotide messenger RNA. RefSeq names its product doublesex and mab-3 related transcription factor 3, truncated. Lineage: Eukaryota; Metazoa; Cnidaria; Anthozoa; Actiniaria; Aiptasiidae. Gene Ontology annotation, biological process: sex differentiation; regulation of transcription by RNA polymerase II. Bases 96 to 1352 code for a protein of 418 amino acids. The transcript is spliced from 4 exons. The record is from RefSeq and is a predicted model, not a curated record. Gene Ontology annotation, molecular function: protein binding; RNA polymerase II cis-regulatory region sequence-specific DNA binding; DNA-binding transcription factor activity, RNA polymerase II-specific. Gene Ontology annotation, cellular component: nucleus.
AAAUCCUUGUCAUUUAUGAUUCGAUAUUUACUGGGUUGAUCCGCAACAAGAAGAAUCAACUACACCAGCGUCGCUAUUCGGGCUAACUAACCAAAAUGAGUUUUAGUCCCUCGCAAGAAAGUCAUCUUUCGGCCAGCGAAAAAAAGCGAACACCCAAAUGUGCAAGGUGCCGUAAUCAUGGUUUUGAGUCAAUUUUGAAGGGCCAUAAAGGUUUCUGUAGAUGGAGAGACUGCCUAUGUCCAAAAUGUAUGCUAAUAGCAGAAAGGCAACGAGUUCUCGCAGCACAAGUUGCGCUAAGAAGACAGCAGAUGCAGGAGCAAAGAGAGCCUCUUCCCCCUGGAGAUGUUUUCACAGCUCUUCACCGAGUAAACGAGGGAAAACUUCAAAGUCCUCCUCCAGAGUCGGAGUCGCCUUCUCCUACAGACGACGAGAAAACAGAAAUUAAGAAAGAAGCGCAGUCCCCCUUGGACGAGACCUUUAACGAUACAGAAGCCCCGAAUGGUAAUUCAUUUGGAACAUUUGCUCGACUGCCAGAUUCCCAGCAUGGACACCUCGUAGGACCACACUCAACUGACUCUCAUCCGGACUGCACUUGUUCUGCCUUCCGUCCGUUUGCCAACUCAUUUGCACCUCAAAACCCAAAAUUAAAGCGAAAGUGUUCUUCGGAUGCUCCCGUAGAGAGUCCUAAUAACUACACUGUAAGCUCAAUGAUCAGCGAUGGCAUGCACGAGAAGAGAAGACGAUUUCAAUUCCCCGACUGUGAGCCUCAAGACAAGCCGUCUUUUCCGAUGCUACAUCUACCGCCUUUCUCUCAUCGCCGGUCACAGCCCAUUGAACUUAUGAUGAGAAUAUUCCCUAAGAUUAAAGUUAGCGUGCUACAGCUUAUUCUCCAAUCAUGUGGCAACGACGUAGUGCAGGCAAUUGAAGAGGUUUUAACAAAGUGCAAAAGCGACCCGACCAUUUUAGCUGAUACAAGUCCUUGGUCUCGACCACCUCUUGUAGAGGAUAUCUACCGAGACUUUAGAACACUGCGACCUGAGAGUUAUAAAUAUGUACGCGGUACUGACGCUUUCAUGGGGAGUGGAAAAUCUGCCUUUACACCAAUAUCACCAUUUUCAAAAUCGCCUUUUCUACAGACAUCACCGUCUACACAUAUCGCCUUUGCAAUGGACAGUAUUCGAAACAAAGACAAUAAUGUCCCGAUUUCUUUUUUUCUGGAGCCGCGUUUGAACUCGUCAGCGCUGGCAAAUCUUUCGAGGGACAAACGUAACAAUAAGAAUCCAGAAGACAGCGAAUCUUUAGAGAGGAACAAUGACGACUCGACGUCGAGUGAAAAAGAAAAGCAGAAUUGAACACAAACUUUAAAAAUUUACCUUAAAACCACACUACCAAAAACAAACAUUUGUUCGUCGCUGUUUUCGACCAUUGAAAAUAAGCGAGAUGGUGUGAGUGGUCGUGUACAUAAUAUUCAAUCUAGUCAAUGUAAAAUGAAGUUGUUUAGAAAGUCCAUUCAUUCAUAUUUGUGCUUAUAUAAACCAAGAAAAUAUCGCUUCAUAACGAUUUGUCUAAAGACCCUUCCUAUCAACACCAAAUAAAAAUACAAUUUCAAAC